ACGGCCGCCUGCGCAGACACGUCUGGAUAAUCUCGCGGAUUAUUCGUAGGUACUUAAGCAACGACGUCUUGUGGCAGUUAAGUGCAGGAAUGAAGGCCGUCACAAGCAGACGGUGCAGCGUGGCUGACGGUUGUAGUGUGGCAGGUGUCUUCAAGAACACUGCGGGCAUAUGGCCGCAUACCAGACUUACCACCAAUGGGGAAAUGGUUGAAGAGGUGCAGUUGGCCGAAAUGAAGCCAGCUACGUGGCCUCAGUUACUUGCUGCUGUUGUCGUGAACCUGAACACGUUCGCCUCGGGCUCAGCCAUGGUGUGGCCGGCGAUGGCACUGCCGCAGCUGGUAUCUGCAGAGAGCGGCCUCAGAGACCGGCCUCUGACGGCGGACGAGGCAUCCUGGGUGGCGUCUCUCCUGCUACUCAGCGCGCUCGUCGUCAUUCCCCUGUUUGCGGUUGCCAGCGCACACGUGGGUCGCAAAACGCUCGGAUACGUCAUAAUAACACCGUUGCUGGCUAGCCUGAUCAUCCAGAUGUUCUCUGUUUCGAUCGAAGCUCUCUACAUUGCAAGGGUGCUGGCCGGUGUGCAGGUUGGUGGCACCCUGAUGCUGACGGCUCUGUACGUCAGCGAGACCGCCAGCGACGAGGUACGUGGCAGCCUGGGCUGCAUGCUGCCCCUGCUGUGCAACAGCGGCAUCCUGUUCGCGUACGUGAUCGGCGCUUUCCUGCCUUACUACAGCGUGCUGUACGUGAACCUCGCUCCUGCAGUCAUCUUCAUCAUCAGUUUCGCCUUCAUGCCUGAGACGCCAUAUAGGCUGGCAACCGUUCAUCAGUAUGAGCAGGCGAGAAAGGCACUGAGGUGGCUGCGCCGUGGGAUCUCAGACGAGCAGGUGGAGCGCGAGAUGGAGCGCAUACGGUCAUCGCUGGUUGCAGAUGGCACGAAGGAGGGCAGCGCUGGACGCGUCUCGCUCAGGGAGAUCUGCUCCAGGGCCUCACUGAAGGGCUUCGCUAUCGUCAUCGUCCUUGCGGCCAACUUGCAGUUCUGCGGCUCCUAUGCUGUACUCAACUACGCCGUCAUGAUGUUCGACGAGGCUGGAGGAUCUGUACCUUCCGAGGUGGCAACAAUCGUCCUAGGUGCCCUGCAGGUAGUUGGCACUGCAGCUUCCGUGGUGGCGGUGGACCGCCUAGGUCGACGACCCCUCCUGUUCCUCUCUAAUGGGGUUGUAGGGACUUCUGUCACAGUCAUGGGGGUCUACAUGUACCUCAAGCAAGAGACGCAGACGGACCUGUCUUCCGUCGGCUGGCUGCCUGCCACAUGUCUCUCGAUAUACGUCCUGAUGCUGGCCUUUGGGCUGAACUCACUGCCAUACGUGGUGCUCUCGGAGAUCGUGGCUCCGAGGAUCAGAGGUCUGGCCGCCAUAGCUACGUACACAGUGAUUAUUGGCGCUGCGACAAUCAUGACCAAACUUUAUCCAGCCAUGUCAGAGGCAAUGGGAGCUUAUGGUAGCUUCUGGUUCUUCGCAGCUGUCUGUCUGACCUGCGCUGUCAUUGGGUGGUGGUUGCUGCCAGAAACCAAGGGACGACCUCUAGAAGACAUCCUAAAGGAACUCAACGGUUCAAAAGACGUCAUUGUUAGCAGCUCCUAAUGAAGUGCUCUAAAUGCAUCACAAACGUCUGUGAAUGAGUCACCCCACCAUUUACAUAAUGUUUAAUCCUCUGUGUGCAGUUUUAAAAUUUAGGGGAGCAUUGCAUUACAUUGCCUCAUGAGCUGAAAUAUGCUUCUUGACUAAUGAUUUGACGUAUAGUCCUGAACUGUGUUCUUCACCCAUCGGUUUGACAAAGCUGUUCAUAUAGCUACUGAUAUAAACACGAAAUGGUCUCAGCAUACGAUAUCGUCCCAAGUUCUGCUUCCCAGGUACCUCUUCAAAGUCUGUAUUUAACUGCCCACCAGUGAAAACCUGAAAAUAUACUUAAGACUUAUGGUAAGUAGAGAACUCCAGUAUGCAUACUCAGAAUGUUUCAUACCUGAAAAAGCUUUAUUAUCGCAACAUUUUCAUAUGUUUUCUGUCAUUGUACAUAAUUCACCUUGAGUGUUCUGGGACAAACAUAAAUGACCAAGCUGUACAAGUAGUGAUUAAGGUCCUUGACUCUGUGUCCAAGUUUAUAUGUCGUUCUCUUGCUCGCCUCUCAGUUGUGCAACGCUGGGGCAUUCUUUACUGGAACAUAGUAAAGAGCAGGUGAGUUUUUACAGAAGGAGAAUUGAUAUCUUUAUAUUUGAGAAAGGCUACCUGUAAUACUUAUCUGCGGAGAUUAAAUCUUGUUUCUAAAUAUUUGUUAUUGAUUCUGCUGAUAAAGAAGAUUCCUUGAAGGAAUUUUUCAAGAAAUCAAUGCAUCUGCAAGAAUGAAAUGUUGGUCAGAAGAAUUGAAGGAAAUUUUUGUCCCUUAGCUAACUGCUAAUAUUGAUGACUAGUAUUGUUUGAGCCUUUUGUUAACAUUAAGUCACAAGUAGUGGAAUUAAUUUAAAUGUCUAUAAUUUUUUAGUAAUAAGAGAAUUUUAUAAUUCUUAGCGUUUCCUAAUGCUGUAGAAUAUUUUUGACAAUAAUUAGAGUUUAAUUUUAAAGAACGACUUUGUUUAAAGGAAAACCCUCCUCCAUCUUUCUUACUUAAGUUUUAAUAUUUUGUUUUGUGUGCAUUGCACCUUACGCCUAACGCAGCCACAGAUUGUUUCUGACAGGUAUAAACAAAUUUUGUAGUCAGCUGAUUAUUCUCCUUUACCUGCUGCAUCUGGUGAUUUCUAUCUGCUUUCAAGAACGUCAGUACCCCAGACACAAAACACUAUGCUGACAAGGGAACACCCCCCCCCCUCAGAUUAAGCGAUAAGAUGGCUCAAUGGAUAGCCCGUCAGAAACUGUACACAGAUGAAGCAUGAAAACAGGAGGAAGUUGUACUGAAUUAUUAAAAAAAA
Schistocerca gregaria is the source of this 2956-nucleotide messenger RNA. Its product is annotated as facilitated trehalose transporter Tret1-2 homolog. The transcript is spliced from 5 exons. The record is from RefSeq and is a predicted model, not a curated record. Gene Ontology annotation, biological process: transmembrane transport. Gene Ontology annotation, cellular component: membrane. Gene Ontology annotation, molecular function: transmembrane transporter activity. NCBI's taxonomy places the organism in Eukaryota, Metazoa, Arthropoda, Insecta, Orthoptera, Acrididae. Bases 90 to 1637 code for a protein of 515 amino acids.